ACCACAAAAAGGAAAAAAAAAAGACGGAAAAACUGCGCCUCCAAGCUCCGACCUCUCUCCCCUCCUCCGCGCCCUAACCCUAGGCCCUCCGCGUCGCCGGCGAUGAGCGGCCUCCGAGCCAUCUCCACCCUACUCCACACCUGCGCCGCCGCCGCCGCGGGAGGCUCCAGUCGGCGGGUCGCUCUCGCGCCGCCGCUCGGUCGGAGCUUCCGCGUCCCGUGGAGGGCGCCCUCCGCGUUCGUCUUCGACGAGGUCGCGAGGGCCGCGGGGGGCGAGCGGAGGAGGGUGUCUACGCGCGCAGCGAGCUGGGAUUCGGAGAAAUCACCGUACGAGACGCUCGAGCUGGACAGGGAUGCAGAUGAGGAGACAAUAAAGACGGCAUACAGGCGAUUGGCCAAGUUCUAUCACCCUGAUGUUUAUGAUGGUAAGGGAACCCUUGAGGAAGGGGAAACUGCCGAAGCCCGCUUCAUCAAAAUCCAAGCAGCAUAUGAGCUACUGAUUGAUGACCAAAGGAGAAAGUCAUAUGACAGAGAGCAUCAUGUGAAUCCAAUGAAGGCUUCUCAGGCAUGGAUGGAGUGGGUGAUGAAAAAGCGAAAAGCUUUUGAUCAACGUGGUGACAUGGCAGUAGCUGCUUGGGCUGAGCAACAGCAUCGGGAAAUGACAUUACGUGCUCGCCGUCUCUCACGAUCAAAGAUUGAUCCUGAGGAGGAGAGGAAACUGUUUGCCAAGGAAAAGAAGGCAUCCAUGGAAUUCUACAGCACCACUCUAAAGAGGCAUACCCUUGUCCUGCGGAAGAGGGAUAUUAUGCGCAAGAAGGCAGAGGAAGACAAGAAGAAAGAGAUCAGUAGACUUCUAGCUCUUGAGGGGCUUGAGCUAGAUACAGAUGAAGACGACAACAUAAAUUUCCUAAAGUAACUACGCAAAUGUUCUUUCACAAAUUCCAUCCACCUCUCCCAGCAUAUACUAGAAGGUUUCGCCAAAGUUCCAUUUAGUGAAUAUAUAUUGACGCAAGAAAAAAUGAGCUCAAGGGAAACAUUGGAUCAUAACUGUUGGAAAUCCAGAAUUCUCCCAUGGAGCAGAAAGAUGUGGCCAACGGCGAAAUCCAUCUGGGCCAACUGCUGCAACCUGCAGCCCAGUGAUUCAAUCAAAGUUCUUUAUGCAGAUCCUCUAUUCAUUGUUUCCAGCAGAUGGACUGUAUUGCAAGGGAUAUGACUAUCAGAUAUGUAUACUUGUUACAUGCGAAAUUGUAAUUAUGCUAGGGUAAUUUUGUAACCUUCUUGUUUGUCCGAGCAAAACAAAGUGCAUUCUCUGUGUGGUGCCUCUAGCUCUGACACUUUGUAAAUACUACAGAAAACAUCCAAAGCUAUUGUUUACUGGGCAUGAAUAAUGUUGUUUCAAAUCAUCCA
Molecule: messenger RNA, 1406 nt
Organism: Oryza sativa Japonica Group (Japanese rice)
Lineage: Eukaryota; Viridiplantae; Streptophyta; Magnoliopsida; Poales; Poaceae
Source: RefSeq, a predicted model, not a curated record